Racocetra fulgida is the source of this 405-nucleotide messenger RNA. Lineage: Eukaryota; Fungi; Glomeromycota; Glomeromycetes; Diversisporales; Gigasporaceae. The record is from the annotation of a GenBank genome assembly.
AUGUUGACUGGAAAUAAGGAGUUGGAACUGGUCAUUGUGUCGUGUGAUACUGAUUUAGCUCAAACAAGCUUGGAAACAAGCCUUCAAUGGUUAUCAGUAGAAACAUUGAGAUUUAUUUGCCAAGGUAUAGGCUUAUCAGAACUGGGACAGAAGCAAGAAAUCACCUUCAGGUUGGUGAAGAAAUGUAGGACCCAGAUCGGUUUGAAAGAUCCUGCAAACAAGUCUGUGGACAAUGCAGCAGAAGCUUAUAGUAAACUAGCUGCUUUGGGGCAGAGCUUUAUGCCUAGUUAUGAGGCAUUGGUGGAUAAGGCCUUAGUGUCAGGAAAUAUGGAAUAUGUGUGUUUAGCAAGGCAGGUGAUUUUGGAAAGGGCCUAUGUUGUUAGGGUAGCUGACAAGGAUGGCUGA